Physella acuta is the source of this 2183-nucleotide messenger RNA. RefSeq names its product mucin-3A-like. The record is from RefSeq and is a predicted model, not a curated record. NCBI's taxonomy places the organism in Eukaryota, Metazoa, Mollusca, Gastropoda, Physidae.
GAUGUGUUCAGCUAUCACAGGCAGCGCUGUGUUUGCCUUGUCGUGUAGAUAGUGAUAUGUAAAAAUUGGGAACUGCGCUGUACGAUCUCUCGACUCUCAGUCAUGUUUGUUAGCUUGUGAAAAGUUUUAGAUCGUGAGGAAUUUCUGUGGAUUAUAAAGAGGAAAUAAAUGUGUGACGCGUGGAUUACCUGGCUAAUCAGAUGGACGGUGGCGAUUCCUAGGAUCUAGCUCACUAUUUUUUCCUUAUGGACACUCACGGGGAUUAUUCACCGUUGGACAGGUCGAGAUUACUAGCCUCUGGCCUGGAUAAUGGCGCCGGCGGGAGCGGGGGGAGCAACGGCCCGGGCGGUGGCAGCGUGCACCCCACGGUCAGCGAGCUGGCCGGUCGCGCCGCCACCCCCACGGCGGCCCUCAGCACCCUCGCUGCCCAGUAUCACAGCAGAUUUGGAUUACCUCCUGCCAUGCCUGGAGGUAAUUACUCAUUAAUGGGCGGCUUCCUUAGCGAGGCUCACAGCACGGACGGUAGGAAAGCCUUGCUCCCCGACCUACACCAAUAUUGGGGUGCCCAUACUCAAAAUUUCCCCAGGUACCUGAUGACCAGCGGCCUCUACCCCAGCUACCCGCCCCUGUUUCCCGGCGAGCCCCUGUCCCUGCUGGGCAGCGGCAUGCCGGGCACGUCAGGACCGUCGCAUCCGGCGGCGCACUACCAGCGGCUGCUCGAGCUACAGAAAGACGCCUACCUGGCCUCUAUGUCUGCCGCCUCAGCCCACCACCCCGGACUCUACAUCAACCCACCUGGUCUCGCACCGUAUCUGGACCAGGUGCCCAGCACCACGCCCUUAAGUCUGGUCAAACAGGAGCCCAAAGAGUCGUCCGAGAAGUCGAGCAAGGUCCAGGAGCGCCGGUCUUCGGGGUUCAAGGUUGACCUGGACUCUGGUCGACCUUCCAGCGGUUCCCAGGCGACGUUACUCAGGGAACCGAAGCUCUCGCCCUCGCUAGCGACCUCGGGCAACAAGAAAUCGUCGAGCUCCAGCCAGUUGAAGAAAUCCAACUCUGUGACUUCCGUGGGUUCGAACCCGCGACAUCAGCUGGAGGCGUCGUCCCGUGCCAAAUGUACGAGCCCGGCGAGCAACACGUCAUCGCCGGCGCCGUCUCGGAGUUCGAACAUCGCCAACGGGAACUCCCGAAAAAACAGAAACACAAAACCAACAAAGACGGUGACCGAGCCGCCCCACGGUGGGGGUCCGGCUCCCGAGACCCCCGUGCCGGAGGCCGCGCCCAUUCCCCUGGCGUCGCUCCAGCACGACGGGCUCGUCCUCUCCGCGCUGGCGUCUCCGUCGUCGGCGGCUGCGUCGGCGGCGACGAGCAAACCGGCGCAGCAGCACGCGGCCACCCCGGUAUCGGAUUCUAAAAACAGCUCAGGCGUACCUUACCCGGACACUGACCACUCGGAGGAUAAUUCCGACAUAGUGGUGGACUCUACGGAAAAUGACGAAGUGACCCGAGCGGAAACGACGACCAAGUCGGAAACCGACGCCGUGGCGGAGACCAUUGAGCACGUGGCCUCGCACGCCGAAGCGGAUCGGGAUACGCCUCGCGCGACGACGACGACGUCACACCACCAGCAGGCGGUGACGUCAUCGGCGGUGCAUCCUCGACCGGAAGCGCCGUGCGCGGCGACGACAUGCGUCCCGACGUCAGGGACGAGGACGGUGUACGCCAAGACGCAACCCGUGCCUUCGGUGACAGCUUCCGGUACCCCAGGCUCCGUGUCCAGCACCAUCACCACACAAACCACCGCCUCGGCCCUACCCUACUACCACACGCUCUACUCCAAGCCGCAGGGGGUCAAGAAGGUGCACGCGACCACCUUCGUCCCAGAGGUCGGCGUCUUCAGGGGUCCUACCUUCAAGGUCAUUCACAAAAACUCCACACCCCUGCCGGCGGUCGGACCGGCGGACGACCGGAACCGGACCGAGAUCAGACCGGCGUCUGACGGACGUCAUCGCUCACGGGACUGCACACCUUCUCCUUACCUGCUGUCGCCGUCGCGCGAGCUGACCAACACGUGCAGCCCGGCCAACACGGCGGUGGAGAUCUCGUCCAGUCUGGACACGGCCAGCCUCGACUCGGCCAGCGUCCGGUCCCCAGUCGGCCGCCAGCGUCCAUUCAGGACGAGAUGA